Molecule: messenger RNA, 1189 nt
Organism: Pseudocercospora fijiensis CIRAD86
Lineage: Eukaryota; Fungi; Ascomycota; Dothideomycetes; Mycosphaerellales; Mycosphaerellaceae
Exons: 1
Coding region: 47-1189 (380 amino acids)
Molecular function (GO): ferric iron binding; oxidoreductase activity, acting on single donors with incorporation of molecular oxygen, incorporation of two atoms of oxygen
Source: RefSeq, a predicted model, not a curated record
AGCAUCGCCAACCCCCAGAACUCCAUCCCGGACCACCUCCCACACAAUGGCUCCAGUCGCUUCUUUCCUGGCCGCCGGCCUGCUCGCCCUGAACGGCGCCCUGGCCCACCCAGGCCACAGCGUCCAACAAGAAGCUGCUGAACGCGGCCAAUGGCUGCAAAAAGCCAAACCACGCUCGGUCCGCUCCUGCGCCAACGAGCUCCGCCGUCGCGGUCACCUCGAAGCCUCACUCGCCCGCCGUCAAGACCUCUCCCGCCACGCUCGCCUCAAGCGCAGCCUCCCCGUCGACAAACCCCUCUUCCGCCGCGACUACUCCAGCUCCGUCAACGAAUCCCACGCCUCAACCCUGGACGUCACCGUGGGUUCCGACGAAACCCUCCUCUUCGCCGACGACUCCAGCUGCCUCCUCCAACCCGAAGUCACCCAAGGACCCUACUACAUCGACGGCGAACUCAUCCGCUCCGACAUGUCCGAAGACCAACCCGGAAUCCCCCUCUUCCUCGACAUCCAACUCAUCGACACAUCCACCUGCCAACCCGUCCCCGCCGUCUUCCUGGACAUCUGGCACUGCAACUCCACCGGCGUCUAUUCCGGCGUCUCCGCCUCCGGCAACGGCAACGAAAACGACACCUCCAACCUCUCCGCCACAUUCCUCCGAGGCCUGCAGCAAACCGACAGCAACGGCGUCGCGCAAUUCGAAUCCAUCUUCCCCGGCCACUACACCGGUCGCGCCCCACACAUCCACGUCUUGACGCACAACACCAACUCCACCAUCAUCCGCACCAACGCCACCUUACUGUCCGCCUCCGGAAACUUCUCCACCCAAGCCUCCCACGUCGGCCAGAUCUUCUUCGACCAAGAUUUAAUCUCGCAGGUCGAAGCCACGUCUCCGUAUACCGAGAACACGCAGGUGCUGACUGUGAAUUCCGAGGAUGGGAUUUUGGCCGAGGAGACGGAGGGCAUGGAUCCUUUUGUCGAGUUUGUUUUGCUGGGGGAGGGGAUUGAGGAUGGGGUGUUGGCGUGGAUUUCUUUGGGGAUUGAUCCCACGGUUGAUGAGGCGAUUUCUAGUGCCGGCACGCUUUAUGAGGAGGGCGGUGUUGCGAAUGAGAAUUCUGUUAUGGGUGGUGGGGGGCCUGGGGGUGAGGGACCGCCUGGGGGGAAUGGGACGGAUGUUAGUGCGAGGAAGUAG